This is a messenger RNA of Xenopus tropicalis (tropical clawed frog), 4372 nucleotides long. RefSeq names its product arachidonate 5-lipoxygenase (gene alox5). Bases 66 to 2090 code for a protein of 674 amino acids. Gene Ontology annotation, biological process: lipid oxidation; response to stress. Gene Ontology annotation, molecular function: iron ion binding; metal ion binding; oxidoreductase activity, acting on single donors with incorporation of molecular oxygen, incorporation of two atoms of oxygen. The record is from RefSeq and is a predicted model, not a curated record. Lineage: Eukaryota; Metazoa; Chordata; Amphibia; Anura; Pipidae. Gene Ontology annotation, cellular component: cytosol; nuclear membrane; nuclear envelope lumen. The transcript has 14 exons.
AUAGGUUACUUUAGAGGACCUGCAUUUCUUUGUGGGUUAACAACUAAUCAGUUAACUAAGACAGAAUGCCAUCCUAUACAGUCACGGUGGCCACGGGCAGCCAGUGGUUUGCUGGCACAGAUGAUUAUAUUUACCUUACACUUGUGGGUUCCAAAGGGUGCAGUGAGAGGCAUCUUCUAGAUAAAGCCUUCUACAAUGAUUUUGAAAGAGGAGCGAUUGAUUCCUAUGAUGUAACAGAAUCAGAAGACAUCGGAGACAUUCAGAUUUUAAAAAUUGAGAAACAUAAAUACUGGUACAAAGAUGACUGGUACUGCAGACAUUUAACCGUCAAAACACCAUCAGGAGAUUAUCUUGAGUUCCCAUGCUACAGGUGGAUCACUAACGAUAAAGAGAUAGUUCUUCGGGAAGGAACAGCAAAAUUGUCUCGAGAUGAUGUUACUCAAGUCCUUAAGCAACACAGACGUAAAGAACUGCAAGAGAGGCAAAAACUAUACAGAUGGAAAGAGUGGUACCCGGGUUUCCCCCUGAGCAUUGAUGCACAUUCUCACAGUGACUUGCCACAUGACAUACAGUUUGACAGUGAAAAGGGAGUUGAUUUUGUCUUAAAUUACACCAAAGCGAUGGAAAACCUCUUUGUUAACAGCUUCAUGCACAUGUUCCAGUCGUCAUGGAACGACUUCGCUGACUUUGAGAAGAUCUUCGUAAGAAUCAGCAAUACAAUUUCAGAAUAUGUGAUGCAGCAUUGGCAGGAAGAUUUUAUGUUUGGAUACCAAUUUCUGAACGGCUGCAACCCAGUCAUGAUUAAAAAAUGCAAACAAAUCCCUGCCAAUUUCCCUGUCACCAAUGAAAUGGUGGAAUGCAGCCUGGAACGGAAUCUGACUUUAGAGCAAGAAAUUGAGAAGGGAAAUAUUUUUAUUGUUAAUUAUGAACUUUUGGAUGGUAUCUCUGCCAACAAAACUGACCCCUGCACAAUGCAAUACAUUGCUGCUCCCAUCUGUUUGUUAUACAAGAACCUGGAAAACAAGAUUGUCCCCAUUGCGAUACAGCUAAAUCAAGAGCCUGGGCCAGAAAACCCAAUAUUUCUGCCAUCAGACACACAUUAUGACUGGUUAUUAGCUAAAAUAUGGGUGCGUUCAUCUGACUUCCAUGUGCACCAAACUGUAAGCCACCUCUUGAGGUCUCAUCUUCUUUCAGAGGUUUUUGCAAUUGCAAUGUAUCGGCAGUUGCCUGCAGUUCAUCCCAUUUUUAAGCUCCUAAUAGCUCAUGUGCGAUUCACCAUUGCCAUUAAUACAAAAGCUCGGGAACAACUCAUCUGUGAAUGUGGUCUGUUUGAUAAGGCAAAUGCCACUGGAGGUGGUGGGCAUGUGGAGUUGCUGCUACGUGCAAUGAAGUAUUUUACAUAUGAAUCCCUUUGCUUGCCUGAAGCAAUCCAAAAGAGGGGAAUGGAGAGUAAAGAAGAUAUUCCAUAUUAUUACUAUAGAGAUGAUGCCUUGAAAGUUUGGGAAGCAACACUAAACUUUGUGAAAGAUGUGGUAAACAUUUACUAUGCAAGUGAUGAGACUGUAUGUGAGGAUGAAGAACUUCAAGCUUUUGUGAAGGAUGUUUUUGUGUAUGGACUUCGAGACAAUACAGACUCAGGCUUUCCCAAAGCUAUUAAGACCAAAGACAAAUUAACUGAAUAUCUGACAUUAGUGAUAUUCACUGCUUCCGGACAGCACGCAGCUGUGAAUUUUGGGCAGUAUGACUGGUGUUCAUGGAUUCCAAAUUCCCCUCCCACUAUGCGUCAGCCUCCACCCAAGGAGAAGGGUGUUGUCACAAUUGAGUUUAUUAUUGAAAGUCUGCCAGACAGAGGGCGCUCUUGCUGGCACCUUGGUGCAGUGUGGGCAUUAAGCCAGUUUCAGGAUAAUGAAUUAUUUCUAGGCUACUACCCAGAUGAACAUUUUGUUGAGAAAUCAGUUAAGGAAGCGAUGGUGAAAUUCAGAAAGAACCUUGAGGAAAUCGCCAGUUUCAUCCAAGACCGAAACAAGAACAAGAAGUUGCCUUAUUAUUAUCUGUCGCCAGACAGGAUCCCAAAUAGCGUUGCUGUCUAACAAAGUAAAGAUGUAUAAUUGUCUGUGAACCAUAUAUUAAGUGUAUGUCAGGGAAAUAUAUGAGUGUAAAACCAGAUGUCCAGUGAUAAUACUGAUAUUUUUAUUUGUUAAGUAUAAGCCUGUAUAACAUUUACUUUCAUUAUUUUCUAAUGCAGUGUUGCUGUCUGUACAUUUAGUCAUAUGCGUUUGCAGCAGGAUAUAAAAUUGCAUCCAGUCACCAUUCUGUGUGUAAGAGAUCAUGGGCAUCGCCUAGUCCUAGAGGGUCUCCAACUGCAGUCAGUCAGGUGGGAGAGUGGGAUUCAUGGGAAUUUACCUACCCCCUCUGCCUUCAGGUGCCCCUACAGCCACAAAGACUCAUCUACCUACAGUCAUGCUACUGAUUUUCAGUAUUACUUGUUCUAUAUAGGAACAACACACAAUCGUUGUGUUAUAGAGUUCAGUGCUAAGUAAAUAUCCAAGGCUCUACCCAGAUUUAUGGUUUUGAAGAGUAACUUUAUACAAUACAAAAUGACAUAAUAAUCCAUAAUAAAUCCAUAAUGUAAGUAAUGUAAAUUGCCUUGCCUUAGGCAUUUUCAUGCACAAUUAUAACAAAAACCAUCAUUUUUUACGGCCACUCUAUGGGUGCUGUUAAAAGAGAUGUUAAGUUAAGAAACAUAAUCCUUGUGUGCUAUUUAGACCAAAUGAAAUACAUUUGCAACAUAAACCCAUUAAUUCACUACCGUUUUUAACAUUUAAAGCCCUUGUAUUUUGCAUCUUAUCCUGUUCCCCUAUAAUAAGCUCUGAUCACAACUCCUUCAGGGUCAGUGGCCGUCCUGAUGUGAAAAAAAGCAGGGGACUGCUCUGUACCAGACUUGAAAAAAUACAAAAGCAGGGACUGCCCUAUACCACUCCUUAUUCAGUUGCAGCCAUGGAGGAAUACAAAGGUCCAGUUAGCUGUGUUUAAUCCUGUUUUAACUGCUUUGCCAUCUGAUUUUUUAGAACAAGAUUUGUUAUAGUUUUAUCCUAUCUAAGGGCUAUAUAUAUAAACACUGAGUUACAAUUUUAAAUUUACAUCCCCUUUAACAUUAGAGGCUGUAACCUAUGAAAAAGCCUUGGGUAGCAAAGGAAAGCCAUUAAGCAAUAUUCUCUUUGCACAACAAUUUCAAAACUUGUAAUUAACUGACAAUUUGUGGGAACUGAAUAAAAACAGUCCAAGUUGUAGACUAAUAACUAGAGUCUGGGUAUGUCUUUCCAGGGGCCUAGCCUUUAACUCCCACCCUUGGCUUACUGAAGUAAAGGUGGCACAACCCAAUUCAGAUUGGCUUCUCAAUUUGCAAUACAAUUCUACCAUGUCAAUUUUCCCGCUUAUACAUUAGCACAGGUUUAGUAACAAAGUGUCAGCAAAUACCUGAGACUUAUGGAAUGUGGGCACAAGAUUGGGGAACCCCUAUUAAAAGGACACUGUUAUUUGUUGGCUAAAGUGGAUGUUUAAUCAAUCUGUUUCACAAAUAAAUAGUGUUUUUUUCCUGUGUCCAAAUAUUUAGGGACACUGAGGCUAAACUGAACCAGUGCAAUUACUCAGUCUGUCCAAACAAAUGUCUGAUAAAACUGAAUAUUUAUUGCAUUCCAUUGGUAACUGCCUAGAAAGAAGGAAUUCUGGAAAGGAAACCAAGUACAACUCCUUUCAUUCCAUUUUAAUGGAAUAGCCUAUUUACACCCUACUGAAGUUCACCCACUGAAUUCCAAAACACAGCCAGGGCAGUUGCUGAUCAACCCCCAAAUACAUACUGGUUUUUUUUUUCUUAUUGACUCACUGGUUUUUCUGAUCAAAAUAUGCAGAGCCGGGGAAGAGCAGCAUUUAGUAAACAUACAUUCCCCUUGUUUGUAUGCAAAGCAUAAAGAAUUCUAGAAUGAAUGUCUAAUACUGCUCCAAAAUGUUCUAUUUUCACGGAAUUCACUGAUCCUAAAAUGCAGGAGUGAAUGGUGAAGUGCAAAUUUGAGGCCUCAUUCAGUAAACAUUGCACAUGUUCCAUGUAUAGGACAUGAGAUAUUGUUUUGCUUUCUUUUGUUUUUACAUGAUAAAGGCCAAUGUAGAGAUAUGAAACACAUAUAUUGGAAUGUUAUCCAUUUUAUUUUGGCUUUCAAUAAAUGUUACUGCAGAUUAUUUAUUACAAAUGCAACAAUGUAAGGUGAAGCCAUUUUUAUACAUGUUAACACUGUAUGUGAAGUAAAAAAUACAAAAUGAGUUUUUGGGUAUGAACAUAUUUUCUUUAUGAAUUAUAUAAAUAUUGAAAACAUGUAAA